Molecule: messenger RNA, 2137 nt
Organism: Fragaria vesca subsp. vesca
Lineage: Eukaryota; Viridiplantae; Streptophyta; Magnoliopsida; Rosales; Rosaceae
Exons: 2
Coding region: 229-1830 (533 amino acids)
Source: RefSeq, a predicted model, not a curated record
AAAUGUCAUAGAUACUGUUCCUAGAGGUCAAAACAACAGUUCAUGAAUUAGGAAGGGGAAGUUUGUACUUACUGUGUGUUUGAUAUGAAAGUACUUAGUUAACCUGCUUAAGUUCGUGCACGCUUCAGUUAAGAUGUGUCGAAUUAUUGAUGAAAGGUUCCUGCUGUAUAAUAUUAUGCUAGUUGUAUGAAAGGAGUAAGAUGGUAUUGAAAGUCUUGACCUUCUGUUAUGAUUGCCCUGCAGAUUAAUAUGGUACAAAAGCGUCCUCUUGAUGACGAGCAAAUAUUUGUUUCUUUCAAGCACCCAAGACAAGUGGGACAUAGUAAAGAGCUAGUUUCUUUUUCAGAAUCUGUUUUCGCUGGAGAUGUCUUUAAGCCGCAGACUUUAGAGGAUGGAUUGGAAAGAUGCACCAAUGGAGGUGAAGAGAAGCAUUCUGGUGAUGUCUAUGCUAGUCUUCCGACAGUUGGGGAGGACAUUAAGGCCAGUGCACCUGGAAGCUUUACUAACUCCUCAUGGACUGCCAGCACAACUCGCGGAGAAGAUUCUUUUCCCCAGGCACCAUGUCAUGGAUUUUAUUUCCCAGAGUACUUCAAUCCUGAGCGCCCAAUAAGGACUUUGGCUUCCGAGGAUAUUUAUUCUUUUCUGUUGGAUCACUCUCCGAGGAAGUCGGCCUCCAUUGGACCAGAGCAUCAAGCUGUUAUUCCUCCGUGGGGUGCACAUGGAGUUAAUAAUACUUCAAGUUCAAGUCAUCUAGAUACGUCUCAAUCAGUUGUUGACUCUGACCUUGAGAAUGAGAAACGAAUGAUGGGUACUUGUGUUAUUCCAAUGCCUAAUUCUGAAUUAUCAACUGACUGUGAAUCCAUAGUUGGAAGAGGUAGAACCGAUUGCAGCUGUGAAGAUAGGGCUUCUAUCAGAUGUGUCAGGCAGCACAUUCUGGAAGCAAGAGAAAAACUUAUAAAGAACAUUGGGCCAGAGAGAUUUGCGGAGCUAGGAUUUUGUGACAUGGGAGAGCAAGUGGCUGAGAAAUGGAGUGAUUAUGAGGAAAAGUUAUUCCACCAGGUUGUUUUCUCAAAUCCAGCAUCAUUGGACAAGAACUUUUGGGACAGUCUUUCAGCUGUCUUCCCCUUGCGAACAAAAAUGGAGAUUGUCAGUUACUAUUUCAAUGUCUUUAUGCUGAGGAAAAGAGCUCGGCAGAACAGAUAUGACCCGGUAAACGUAGACAGUGACAAUGAUGAAUGGGAGGGGAGUACUGUUCACGGUGACAACGAACCUGGGGUGACAGACGAUGAUGACUCAGUUGUCGACUCUCCUGGAUAUCAAAAUGAUCCUGGGUUUAUUAAAAGUUGGGGUGGUGAUAUGCAAGAGUAUGAUGAGGAUGUUGUGGAUGAUGCUUGUGAUAAUGUAAAUGUAGAUAUUUAUGGUGGAAGCGGUAAGCAGAUCUCAGAUAGAUGCCCAGGGAACUUGGUUAGCAAUGGUGGUUCCAGUCCCAUAGUUCAGUUUCAGAAAAACAUUGCUUGGGAUGAAAAGGGAGAUCAGGAGGUCCAAGACGAUUCAUGUACUUCCUUUGAGGCAGGGGUUGCCUCUCAAGAUAAUCAGCUGAGGUCUGAAAAUGGAGAUCAUUGGGAAGUUGGUUGUUUCAAUGGGACUAGCAAGCUAGGUGACCAUGAAUAUGUCUUGGAGCCUUGUGAUGCUAAAGUUUGGGACGCUGGGUAUUCCACUUGCCGAAAAAAUAAGGUGGACUUUUUGCCAACUUGCAAUAUGAUUGAAGAGGUUUUUGGAAAAGAUUCUUGGAAUAGCUACAAAGCAAGGGAUGGUAAGAACUUGAGUUAGUGUUGCUUGUCAUAUCAAGAUGGUUGGAAAGCAGCAUUGAGGUGUUCAUAUUCCGUGAACCAUCCGAAAGUUUUUCCGCAAAUUUUUUCUUCUUCAAUAUUUUAGGUUAGUUGAGUUUUUCCUUUAUGUACAUUUCGUUCGGUGGUAGAAGGAAGCCUGGCAUUCCUGUGACAUAGUGUAUUAGAAGGUGAAUCGUCUUCAUAUGUUUAGGUCUUCUUUAUGUUUUUUCUUUUAGCUAGGGUGGAAUUGGAAAGUUCCCUUCAUACCAUCAUAAAGAGAUCCAGAAUUGCCAUCCCUGUAUGGUUUC